UUGAAAAGAGCAGACAAAGGCUUUGAGCCCAGGACGCCCCUCUCUGCCUCUCACUCUUCCUACAAAGCCAGUCGAACUCAAGUCUUUAAUGCUUUUCUGUCAUGGAGCUGGUUUUAUAAUAGGCAGCGUUACGAGUGUUGGUUUUGUUUUUACUCUCUCAUUCUGAAAUGUACGACCGUCUGGAUCCCCGCUCGGCCGCGAGAGGAAGGCUUUUUGUGGGUAUAAUACAAGGAAGCGUCGUGUGAGAGAGGGAGAGAGGGGGAAGGAUUGACGCUUUUUCCUCCUCUCCUCCUCCUCCUUCCUUUCGCCCCCUCUCCUCCUCUUUUUGGCGGAUAGAGGGGUUGAGGCAGGAAUAACGCUUUUUUCUGUUUUCUUUUUUUUUAAAUACAUUUGAAUCCUGCUGCGCAACCAGACCGGAUCACGUGGCACUGGAGAGAGUUGGAUCGAUUUUGCACAGUUCAGUGUGAGAGAAAAGAGAGAAACGCACAAGUACUAUUUCUUUCUUUCUUUCUUUUUUUUUUUUUUUUUUUUUACUUCUGUGGAUAAGUGGGGCUGUUGGUACUUUUGCGUAAUUGCAACAGCAGAGGGUGUUGGAGUGGGUUCCCUUUUUUCCCCUUUCUCCUAUUUUUUAAGCACUGGUGAUGUGGAGUAUUGAUUCUUAUAUGCCUGGGUUUUGAAAAACAAUGGAGACGCACAUUUCGUGCCUCUUCCCGGAAAUUUUGGCCAUGAUUUUCAGUUAUCUGGACGUGAGGGACAAAGGCAGGGUAGCCCAAGUGUGUAUAGCUUGGAGGGAUGCAUCCUACCACAAGUCUGUGUGGAGGGGGGUGGAAGCCAAGCUGCACCUCCGCCGGGCAAAUCCUUCCUUGUUUCCCAGCCUCCAGGCCAGGGGCAUCCGGAGGGUCCAGAUCCUGUCACUGCGCCGCAGCCUCAGCUAUGUCAUCCAGGGAAUGCCUAACAUUGAGUCUCUUAAUCUGUCUGGUUGCUACAACCUCACAGAUAACGGGCUGGGGCAUGCAUUUGUGCAGGAGAUCCCAUCACUUAGGGUUUUGAACCUGAGUUUGUGCAAGCAGAUCACAGACUCCAGCCUUGGCAGGAUCGCCCAGUAUCUGAAGAACCUGGAGGUGCUGGAGCUUGGUGGCUGCAGCAACAUCACCAACACUGGACUUCUGUUAAUAGCCUGGGGCCUCCACAGACUCAAGAGCCUCAAUCUGAGGUCCUGCAGGCAUGUCUCAGAUGUGGGGAUUGGGCAUUUGGCGGGGAUGACCCGUAGUGCAGCAGAAGGCUGCCUGAACCUGGAGUACCUGACUCUGCAAGACUGUCAGAAACUGACAGACCUGUCACUCAAACACAUUUCCAAGGGGCUGACCAAGCUGCGGGUGCUGAACCUGAGCUUCUGUGGGGGGAUCUCAGAUGCCGGCAUGAUCCACCUCUCCCACAUGGCCUCCCUAUGGAGCCUCAACCUACGCUCCUGUGACAACAUCAGCGACACAGGCACCAUGCACCUUGCCAUGGGCACCCUCCGGCUCUCUGGGCUUGACGUUUCCUUCUGUGACAAGAUCGGGGACCAGACCCUGGCGUACAUUGCUCAGGGGCUAUACCAGUUGAAAUCCCUGUCUCUGUGCUCGUGUCACAUCUCAGACGAUGGGAUAAACCGGAUGGUUAGGCAGAUGCACGAGCUCAGGACCCUGAACAUUGGACAGUGUGUGCGCAUCACGGACAAAGGGCUGGAGCUCAUAGCGGACCACCUGACCCAGCUGGUGGGCAUUGACCUGUAUGGAUGUACCAAGAUCACCAAGAGGGGACUGGAGAGGAUCACACAGCUCCCAUGCCUUAAAGUGUUGAACCUGGGACUCUGGCAGAUGACAGAGAGUGAGAAAGUGAGGUGAUUGGAGAUGUUUGUUUUGCGAAUGACUGCUUUUGUGUGUGUGUAUGUGUUCAUUUUCUUUUUGGAUGGAGAGGGAACACAAGGAGCAGGAGGAGUGGGGGUGAAUGGGCGGAGAGUUUUCUUUUCUUAUUUAAAAAGAGAAAAAUCCUCCUUGCACCCUCCUGUGUAAGGUGAGCCUCUUCUGUGUGACCAGAAUUUUCUGUUUGUGUUUGUGUUUGAUUUAGUUUUUUCCUCUCUGUGUUGGCCUUGCAGGAUUUAAAUUGGAUGUUUUGCUAUGAUUUAAUAUUCUACCUGGUAGAAAGCAAUUAAAACUUUUGUUACAAGCUCAUAAGGAUUCCUGGUAACAAAUGUUUAGAUCAUUUACUGUUUUCGUGUGUCAUGAAAUUGGGCUUUGGACUGGAAUAGCUUUAGAGCAAAUCAGCAUGUGUCAUUUCCUUAACAAAAUACUUCAGUUCUGACACUUCCAGAAAAUUCUGCAUCCACCCAACUCCUUUUUUUAUUUUAUUCAAAGCAAAGAGAGGUUGUAAAACUUAAGUAUGAGACUUUUAUUUUUGCAAUGAGUCUAGAUCUGACGACUAAUCUGCGCUACAGCCAUCACGCCUAAAAAAAUAACAACAAAAAAAAAACCAUUUGGCUACCUCGUAUGUGGUUAUUUUCAAAGGGUGUUUACUGUUAAAGAGAAGGAAAGCCGGGAAAGAGAGACUGGGAGAAAAUGUGCCUAAAGGGACUGUGUCUGCCCCCUCCCCCAUGCCUCCAUCACCUCCCUCCCUCCCCUCUUCCAUGAGCAGAGCCGGAGAAAGGAGACCAGUGCACAGUCUAACUACCUUUGUUAAUUUACCCCCAUAAACAGCAACAAUUUUACAGGGAGAGCUGUAAAAGAGGACAUAGUUUUAUGCAAAAUUCACAAAAACCCGCCAGCAUGCAAGGGCCUUUUUCUUAUCGUCUGUUUCCUUCAUUCUUUUAAGAGAUGAAGUCCAACUUUAUAGCCCUUUUGACCAAUUAAAAGAAGACAAGCUUAUGAGCUUACCCCUGCCAGAAAUACCUAUACUGAUUCUAUAAUGACAGAGAUAUAGAGGAAUGGUAUAGCACACGAAAAAGGUAUGAUCACUCUGUUAUUUAACGCAUUGUAUGUCCUUAUAGGAUUAUCAGGCUGUAGGUAUUUUUUGUAUAGGGAUGCUGAUGGAGAUAAAUGUCAGUGAACGUUGUUCAGAGUACUUCAAAUUGAAGUGAUUUCUAUGUCUUACCCUUUAUUAAUCUAAAGAAAAUCAGGGUUUGUCUCAUGGUUUUUAUUUUCCCACAUUGAUACCAACACAUUCAUAUUCAUGUUGCUCUCACCGAUGCAGAGUGAGGAGGGCAGGGAUAUCUCUUUUCCUUCCCCUUCCUUAUUUCCUUCACCCCCUCUUCCUUUUCCUCUGAAUAAAACAACCCCCCCCCCCUCCUCAAAUCCA
This is a messenger RNA of Melanotaenia boesemani (Boeseman's rainbowfish), 3333 nucleotides long. RefSeq names its product F-box and leucine-rich repeat protein 14b (gene fbxl14b). Bases 684 to 1886 code for a protein of 400 amino acids. Gene Ontology annotation, cellular component: SCF ubiquitin ligase complex. The record is from RefSeq and is a predicted model, not a curated record. NCBI's taxonomy places the organism in Eukaryota, Metazoa, Chordata, Actinopteri, Atheriniformes, Melanotaeniidae. Gene Ontology annotation, molecular function: protein binding. The transcript has a single exon. Gene Ontology annotation, biological process: SCF-dependent proteasomal ubiquitin-dependent protein catabolic process.